AUGGAUAUCUGUCAUCCUCAAUUUACCCAGCCAAGAGUGGUGAAUGCUGACUUUGAUGACGUGGAUGGCGAUUUCCGUCAAUUGGGAUAUUUCAGCGGAAAGGUACUGGACAGCCUGACACUAACAGCCGUCACCGACGACUGGAAAAUCUUCUCGCCUGUCACGCCUGAAAUCACUCAAGAUGGUCAACCAGCACCAAGUGCAGCAUCACAGCGAUCCUCAUUCGACGCAAAGUUAAGUGAGCACCACGAGCCGCCUCUCGGUGCGGCCGUGCCUCUUGGUGAAAUUGAUGCUGAGGCGGACCCGUUGCCGCCUCAGAGCUCGCAGUCCCAGGACGUAGAGGCAUCUGUCCAUGUCAAUACUCAGACCCUUGAUCCCACGCCAAAGACAGACGGCGAGGCAACUUGGGCCGUUGAAGUAGCCGACGAUAAUAUUCCGCCCCAUGAGCGCCAUGCUUCCUUGGACUCUUUCCUGUCGGCUAACUCUGCCUUCAAUGCGAGAAUGGCUCGCCACUUGGCAUCAUCGGACAUCGGCGAGUCAGAACCCUCACAGGAUACCUCUGUUUGGAGUAGCAUCGGUAGCGCCCUCGACGACGGCGACGGCGACGGCGACUAUAAGCUCUCGGGUGACACUGAACCGGCUGGGGUGUGGUCACGACCUUGGGCGCCGCAAGAAUGA
This is a messenger RNA of Pochonia chlamydosporia 170, 678 nucleotides long. RefSeq lists its product as hypothetical. The transcript has a single exon. NCBI's taxonomy places the organism in Eukaryota, Fungi, Ascomycota, Sordariomycetes, Hypocreales, Clavicipitaceae. The coding region runs from base 1 to 678 and encodes 225 amino acids. The record is from RefSeq and is a predicted model, not a curated record.